This is a messenger RNA of Labeo rohita (rohu), 7479 nucleotides long. It is a transcript of the gene mgat3b, whose product is annotated as beta-1,4-mannosyl-glycoprotein 4-beta-N-acetylglucosaminyltransferase b. Gene Ontology annotation, molecular function: beta-1,4-mannosylglycoprotein 4-beta-N-acetylglucosaminyltransferase activity. The coding region runs from base 754 to 2547 and encodes 597 amino acids. NCBI's taxonomy places the organism in Eukaryota, Metazoa, Chordata, Actinopteri, Cypriniformes, Cyprinidae. Gene Ontology annotation, biological process: N-acetylglucosamine metabolic process; protein N-linked glycosylation. Gene Ontology annotation, cellular component: membrane. The transcript is spliced from 3 exons. The record is from RefSeq and is a predicted model, not a curated record.
GUUAGCUCAAGUUCUGCGAACGUUCCCUGUUAGCUGAGAAACUGAUUCGUUUUCAUGCGACUUCGUUUAAUGUGAGACAAUAGUUUGUCUGCUGAGAUGUGCAUUUGAUACUUUGUGCUAAAAUAUAGUCAGCUGAACAAAACACGGUUGCUGUUUGAUACUCGAGCCGCAGACGUUCAGAACACGCUCACAUCUCGUCGCCUUUUGAUAUUAACGUGAUUGAAACGUUCGUCGGAUGAAUCAGCGAUGAUUUAUGAUGAAUAAUGUGCUCGUGUGGAGGAUGAAGAGCUGCAUGAUGCUGAAGUGAUCCGCUGGUUGUCGCACUCGGUGUGUGUUUGUGUUUGUGUCGGUGGUCCGGAGGGCGGAGCUGCGGGUCUCUGCGCCCCCGGUACCGACGGACACACCGAUCACUGCUGGGCGGAAGAGCGUCAUUUGAGCAGAAAACAGACCGAGAGGGAAGCAGCGCGGACGGGCUCAGUGCUCCCGUUAACGGAGAUCAAGCGGGGAUCGAGCCGUCGACGCGCAUCGAGAGUGAUUUUGUCUUUCUUCCGCAGCAGGAUGGAUUUACACGCGGACGCCCGACCCGAGCGCGAUCCGCCCGCAUCACCGGCCGAGCGUCACUGAAGCAUCAUCCGCCCUCCGCGACACAUCCGACCGCUCCGAUGCGAACAAAAGCCUCGCAUUCACCUCCACCCUGACCAACCGCAGCGCCUCCAUCCGCAAUGAACAUCUAGAGGAGCGUCAGGCGAUGGGAUGAAAAUGAGACGUCACAGGGUUUUCUUGAUUUGCACGGUGGGACUGUGUGUUAUUUCCUUCCUGCAUUACUACAAGGCUCUCCACUACGUGUCCCUGCUGAGGGAGUUGUCUGCACCUUACCCUAACAUCAAAUCCUUCAUCAUGGUCACUGGUUUCUUCUGGAAGGAGGGCACCACCCCGCUGUCCAGCGCCUCCCCAGAGGAAGGGCCUCCGCUGGUCCACAGGCUGUCGGACAGCAAGCCCCGGGCCGGAGGAGGCGGAGGCGGCCUGGCGCUCGACACCGGACAAGAACCUGAAGCACCACAGCCGUGGAAGAGACCUGAAGAUCCGCAGCGCAGGAGCUCAGGGACUACAGAGGUCCAUAAGGGCGGUUUGAUCGCCUGGCAGCCCAGCAGCCCGACCAACCAGAAGCCCGACCUGCAGAGAGACUCUGCGGUCAGAGUUGCGGCGAACAAGCUCCAGUCGCGUCACGCGUCGACUCCAGACCCGCUGGAAUCCCUGGGCGACCUGCACCGCCGCACCCACGUCCUCCAGGAUGACCGCAUCCCUUAUUUCGUCCGCACCAAAGCAGGCGCUCUGUGCUUCCGUCAGGGGACGGAGGUGGCACCGCCUAAAGAUGAGACGCUGAAAGCGAGACCCAGCAUAGCUGGAAUCGGCCAGCGGAGAAUAUUGCAGAAGCCUGACGAGUCAAAGACUCCAGCAAAAUCAGUGGAGGAGUCCGGCGCAGCUCGAGGGAAGCCCAAGCGUGGCAAGCGGCUGGUGAAGUGCGUGUGUCGCCCGGGGUGGCACGGCCCUUACUGCGGAGUGCCCACUAUGGUGUACCACUCCAAUCUGCCCACGAAAGAGAGACUGACUCCCCGCGAGACGCCACGGCGCGUCAUAAACGCCAUCAACGUGAACCACGAGUUCGACUUGUUGCACGUGCGCUUUCGCGAGCUCAUCCAGGCCGUGGAUCUCUUCCUCGUGUGCGAGUCCAACUUCACGGCGUACGGGGAGAGGCGUCCGCUGAGAUUCCUGCAUCUGCUGCUCAACGGAACGUACGACUACGUGCGUCACAAGAUCCUCUACGUCUUCCUGGACCACUUCCCAGAGGGCGGCCGACAAGACGGAUGGAUCGCCGACGACUACCUGCGCACGUUUCUGACUCGCGACGGCAUGGCGCGGAUCGUGGGCGUGCGGUCCGAUGACGUUUUCCUCAUCAACGAUGCUGACGAAAUUCCGGCUCAGGAAGGAGUCCUUUUCCUGAAGCUUUUUGACGGCUGGACGGAGCCUUUUGCCAUCCACAUGCGGAAGUCCCUGUAUGGAUUUUUCUGGAAGCAGCUGGGCUCCCUCGAGGUGGUGUCCGGGUGCACCGUCGGGAUGCUGAGGGACGUCUACGACAACGAUGGCAUUCGGCUUCGGCGGCGGGAGUACUACACCAUGCCGGGAUUCCGGAAGUACGAGAACGACACCGGCCACAUCUUGGUGCAGUGGUCGAUCGGAAGUCCGUUCCAUUUCGCAGGCUGGCACUGCUCCUGGUGUUUCACACCGGAAGGAAUUCACUUCAAACUCAUUUCAGCCCAGAACGGGGACUUUCCUCGCUGGGGCGACUACGAGGACAAGCGCGAUCUCAACUACAUAAGGGAGCUGAUCCGAACGGGGGGCUGGUUCGACGGCUCUGUGCAGGAGUACCCACCCUCGGACCCUAAGGAGCACAUGUACGCCCCCAAAUACAUGUUGGAUAAUUACGAUCACUACCGCUACCUGUUGGAGAACCCUUAUGCCAAGCAGUCCAAGCUGGGAGGUGCGUAAAGCAGAACGAGGGCAGAAUGUUUGUAAAAAUGGUGUGAUUGAAGACUGUAAGGAAGGACAACAGAGAGGGAGAGAAGGGACCGCCGUCCUGUUCCUCUCUUUCCUCUCUCUCCCUCUUUGGUCCCAACAUCCCACACCGUCCGAUAGCUAAACGCUUCAUGUGAGCACAGGCCUUGCAGAGACCAACAGCAAACCUUUCUGUUUUGGUCGAUGUUUACAUGAAGGAUUCCCAGCGUUCUUUGAGAGACUCUACGACAGAUGCCUCCUGUGUUCACUGUACAAGACUGUGUGUGUGUGAGAGAGAGAGAGAGAGAGAGUGAAUGUGUGUGUGAUCAGACUGAAUUUCAUUGGUGCACAGACUUUCUUGCUUGCAGUUCAGAAUCAAAAUAAGAAAACUCAUUGCACAAAUGCCACAUUUUUGGGUUUGUCGACAGCUUGUAAAUUCCUCCGAACUCAAACGUCUUUUUCCUCGGUCAGAACAAAAUCUUUGUGUAUCAUUGUGAGCUGUUCUGAAUGAGUUUGUGGACGAGAGAGAGAAAGAGACCGUUCGAGAGAAACGGAGCUUUGUUUGAGCUCCGCUGGGUUCCGAUGGAGCCGAUACGCGAGAUUGUGCCGAGCGAGAGAGGUCUGCUCAGAAAACACAAAUGAGCUUCCUGUUUGAGAAAUCCUUGCGGAAAACAUCCUAUAGCUGGGAAAAGGGCUGUUUCCAGAUCAGAUAUUUAGUCUGUUUGAACAGGCGUUCAUGUGAACCACCCAUGUUGUGCACAGGAAUGGAGAGACGCCAGAUAAAAAUAAGACAGACAGAGGCUCUGUUCCAGACUAGUUAGAUGACUACGUAAGGCAGCACAGACAACACAAAGGUUGUUCCACAUCACGUACUGCCUUCUAAGAUACCAUCUUUUGGCCAAAGUCAUCUUUUCCAAAGAAGGCAAGACCCAAGAAAGCAUUGUCAGUCUACUUGAAAAUAUAUCCAUUCAAGAUGGCAGACAAAGACUUGCUGAGUAUAAAUGCAAUGAAAAGCUCUGAUAUGAACAGUUCAGUCCAAUGUGCAUUUUUAAGAGCGUCGCGUUGUUAGCUUAGCACCAAGUAGAAUCAGCAAUGCGUCUCACUGUGUUUUGGAACAAAGCCAUGUAGUGUUUGGUGGUCUUGGCUCUCUCGUGUUUUAAUUUUAAGUCAGAGGAGGAAACAGUUUCUUAUGAAACUGGGCUGGAAAUUCCCGGUUCUCAGAGCUGCGAAGCCAUCUGAUCGCAUUAGAGAUCUGUGGGGAAUUACAUCUACACAGCGGCACCAGAGAUCUGAAGAGUCGCGGAUGAUUUCGCAGGGAUUGUUUUAGGAUAAUUCUGUCAUUUACUGACUGUCUUUGCAUCUGGGGCUGUUAACGUCAACAUGAAAUCGACAUUGACUCUCUUAAUUCAUCUUCCUGUCUUAUUGAGAAUGAUUCACCAUUAAUAUUCUGAAGAAAUACAGAUGACAUCAUAAGUUCUUUUUUAUCAACCAUCUUCAUAUAGAGAUCAUUUCAUCAUAGAAAAAAUCCCAUCCUACAUUUCUGUUUCAUUCCAAAAAUACAAGUAAAAUGCAAUGUUUUGUCAUUUCAAAACCAGAUCAGCCAUUAACAAACUCCCACAGACAUGGAGUCAUUUCCAAAGGAUGUUAUCUGUGUGUCAGGCAUGCUGCUAAAAACAGGUCUCCAGAUAUAGGAAGUAUCUGGGCGAGGAUUAAAAUACUGCCAUGGUGAAACAUAUAUCACCAGUAGUCAAGGGUCAUGAACUCGUGCUUACAAAUGACUUCACCGGUUACUCACUAGUGUCUGUGCAAAAGGUCGGUCAGCUGCGACACUAAACGUAUCCAUGUGGCCUGAUCGUGCCCAAGAGUGCCAAACAGCGGCACUUUAUAAACAGGCUAAAGAUAGAGACAACUUUAGAUGUCUGAAGAGAUCUCAGCAGAGGAACAGGUGCUCAUACUCCAUCCACAAGCAUUUAUAGUGUUCAUCUGUUAGGAUCUCAGAUGUGCUUCAUGCCACUGCGAUUGCGGUGCGGUCGUGACCUUCGUCAGCCUUUAUGCGUGCAGCAAAUGAGAGAUCGCGUCAGAUGCAAACGUGUCCGCACGGAUGUCUCCAAAUCUGUGUGAAUUCCACUUGGGAGUACAGUUGGAAUGUUCAGUUGCAUUCUGAUCCUGAAACUCAAGCAUUAAUGAGCAGGCUGGAGUUUGCUUCAUUCUUACUGAAUCACAACAGUUCACAUUUGCAUAUCAAGCAGCCUACAUGAGCAGGAAUAUCUUUAUUAACGGCCUUAUGAAUGACCUCAUGAGUUGACAUCAUAUUUUACAGGCAGGAGAGCCAGACUCAUAUCCGAGUUCACAUCUGCAGGGCGAGAUCCGUCCGUCCACAACCGCCGUGCCACAUUUAGCUUAGAAGAACGUUUGACUUGAUUUGAACCUGUGAGACAGCAGGUGCUCAGAGGAGAUGUUGUGUUGGAUUUAAUGAUCGUUUCGUUCAGUGAAAUCGUUGAGAUGUUUGGCUGUAGAUCAGGAGCCUGCUUUAGAUGAUGGAGAUCACUCUCGCUCUCUUUCUCUCUCUCAGCUGACAAACAUUCACUGUUUUGGACUUAUUGUCAUUUUUGUUUUGUGUUGUUUGCUGUUGUAAAUGUUGUUGCUGUUUACAUUAUUUAUCUUAUUUAUUACUAUCCUGUUUAUGUGUAGAAAAGGGAAGAUCAAUCUGUCAGAGGAGAGAGAAGUUCUUCUCUGACUCAGUAUGAAAGACUGAAACGUCUCUCUCCUCCACGUCAUCCCUCCAUCCCGUCCUCUCGCGCCAUAUUAUUCGUCCUAAACAUGAUGGUGAAAGUCACUUGGCCAGAAACACUUUACGCUAGUAUGCAAACGCACAUGCUGUUGUGCCGAUGAUGAGUUGGACAUGUUAAUAGCUAACUGUAAAUAUCUUGACAGUUCAACUUUUAAGUCAAAAUGAAACAGAAAUAGCUGCAGAUCUUUCUUUUAGGUUUAAACGUACACCCAAGUGAAACAAAUUAUCAGAAAAAGAAAAAUGCAGGGCAAGGCUUGGUUUUGUGCUUUGGCUUUUAUUUCAGUGGUGAGGGGGGCGGAGUUAAAGAGCACUUAAUGAUUGGACAAAUCCUGCCUACAUCACCGGUCAGAUAAAACGUAUAAAUUAAACGAGAUUAAAGAGUGCAAAUGAAAGAUAAAUUGUUCUCAAUAAGAAAGGGAGAAAAGGGAGAAAAAAUUGGAUUUGAAUAUAAUAAAUUAGAAUUUGGUAAAUUAGAAUUUUCUUUUCAGUUACUGACUUUAAAGGCUGGAAUACACGACUCGACUUUUAAAGUCGUAACAGAUUUUAAAACACUAGACAUUAUAAACUUGCCAAUUUUUAAAUCGUUUCAGACAAAAUGGGCAUCAUAUACUGAAGGACCGAAAAUCACAUACAACAAAAAACUCAUGCAGAUGCAUACAAAAUCCGCAAAAUAGCAAACAUAACAUGGUAAAAUGGUGUAAUAAUAUCACUUUUGAAAUCUUCUGACUGGAUGGAGAAAAAAAUUGUAGUCUGUACUCACCGUACACCACGCGAUUUUCUGACAUCUGCAGCCCGACUCGACUCGAAAUCUGAAACAAGUGUAUCUGUGUAAAAAUCUGUGUAAAGUAUUCCGGCCUUUAACAAGGUUCUUCUAAAUCUCGUGUUCCACUAUGACAGAAAGAGAAAACUGACCGCGGUAGGCGACCGGUCCGCUACUGACGGUUGAGAACGCAGUGCGCAUGCGCAGUAAAUUGAUCUCCGGCACGUUUCCGUUCGCAUACUUGCCUUAAGUUUGAUUCUGGUCUUUAUCUGGCCUUUUUUGUGACUCACCUGUGAACGGUGUCCUAUCGUCUAUCAGGGAGCUUUGCUCGCACCACAGACACGCAGCUCACGUGCCCUUUGUUCUGUGAUAAACGGUUGAACGCGAACGUUUAUAUAAAAUACGAGACAACUUUUAUAUGGAAUGAAAGAACUAGCGGAAGAGCAGGUGUUUCACCACAGAUCAAAGGGAAUGAUGACGUUCAUCAUGAGGUGGCAUACGGACACAUGCGCGCAACACCUGGAUAUUAAAUAUGUGAGCAUAUAUACAUGAUUGAGCCCUUCCUGGCGCCGUCAUCAGCUUCAUCUGCUGUCUGAAGAUGAGAUGAUUUGCGUGAGCGUCAAACGCGCUCAGGUCUCCACAAACACACGUGAUCCUUCCGGAAAUAAUAGUGAACGUCCUGUGAUUGUCUGGACACGAGCUGAGAAUCUCCUGUGCUGUCGAACUGUUCAUAUCUGCACUGCAUUUUAUGAUUUUUUUUUUUAGCGUAACUUAUUCAGUGUGUUCUGCUUUACUAUAUACUGAAGGGUUUUUUCUUUCGUUAGAUGUUCGGGUGAAGUUAACAUUUCUUAAUCAUCUUAAUGUGUAAUCUCGUUUAAGACGCUGCGAUCCUCAUAUAACACAAAGGCCAUUCUGUCAUGUUUGUCACUAUUAUUGAUGCACUGUAUGGGUUUUCGGUUUCAUUUCCCCUGUGAUCUGGACUUUAUAUGUGCUGCAGUGUGAUCGCUCUCCUCCAAUCACGUCCACUCUCACUCUCUCUCCCCUCCAAUCACGUCCAUUCGUUUCUCCCUCUCCUCCAAUCACGUUCUGUGUGUGUGUGUGUGUGUGUGGGAGAGUUUCUCAUACUGGUUCACAGAUGGAAUAAUUUCUCUAAUAAGCGCAGUCAGAUGAAGGACGUAUCAGUGAGAAAAGAGUGAACAUGUUUGAAAAGCAGAGAAUCCCCUGAAUUCUCUCCUGCACUGCUAAGGAGGAGUGUGUACAUUAAUGAGUUUAUACAAUCCUUUUUGUUUUGUGUAUAUGAAUGGCUAUAUGUUAACCUUCAAGAAAAGUAACAAAUUCUAUGACAGAAACUAUAAUAAAUUAAUUUGAAAAACAG